Molecule: messenger RNA, 2306 nt
Organism: Chenopodium quinoa (quinoa)
Lineage: Eukaryota; Viridiplantae; Streptophyta; Magnoliopsida; Caryophyllales; Amaranthaceae
Product: glutathione gamma-glutamylcysteinyltransferase 1-like
Exons: 7
Coding region: 466-1713 (415 amino acids)
Biological process (GO): response to metal ion; phytochelatin biosynthetic process; cellular detoxification of cadmium ion
Molecular function (GO): glutathione gamma-glutamylcysteinyltransferase activity; metal ion binding
Source: RefSeq, a predicted model, not a curated record
ACUAUCACGAGCAUUACAAUUUGUAUAUUUGCUUAAACUUAUAUUGGAUACAUUUUCUACCACCCCCGUUCCCUCUAUGACUUUGUAGUUGCUUUGUAGUUAUUGUUCAACUUUAAGUUUUCAUGUUUUUGUUAUUCGUGGCGAGUACAAAUAUGCUUUAGAAUUUUUGAAAGCUGAAACAUGGUUGAAGGCAACAUCUUAUAAGGGUACAUUAGCCCACAAGGGAAGGAAAAGGUUAUUUGUUUAAACUUUCUUUUGAUUGCGGAUUGAGGAUUAUAGAGCUGCAGUUUGAAUAUAUGUCAUCACAUUGGCUAUCAGCAGGACUUGAAGGUAUUGACAAAAGAAGGAAGAUCUGGUGAGAGGUAGGAAGUCAGAUAAUUAUGUCAGAUAACUUGUUUAAAUGGAGAAGACGAGCUGCUGAGAAGUACUAUUAUAUUAUGACCAUGGAGGUGGUUUGAUGAAUCAAUGCUAGACUGUUGUGAGCCUCUAGAAAAAGUUAAAUCUAAAGGGAUUCCCUUUGGGAAACUCACUUGUCUGGCUCAGUGCGCUGGCGCAAAUGUUCAAGCUUUUCGUACAAGUGAGAGUUCAAUUAGUGAGUUUAGAAAUUACGUCAAGGCAUGCUCCAUCUCAGAUGAGUGUCAUGUCAUCUCAUCCUACCAUAGGGGGAUUUUCAAACAGACAGGAACUGGUCACUUCUCUCCUAUUGGUGGUUAUCAUGGUGGAAGGGACAUGGCACUGAUUCUGGAUGUUGCACGUUUUAAGUACCCCCCUCAUUGGGUCCCUUUAUCUCUUCUUUGGGAAGCCAUGGAUACGGUGGUUGAAGCAAGUGGCCAACGUAGAGGGUAUGUACUCAUAUCAAGACAACAGCAUGAGCCAGGACUUCUUUAUACCUUGAGUUGUAAGCAUGAAAACAGGGCUAGUAUAGCGAAGUACUUAAUGGAGGAUGUACCUCUUCUCUUAAAGUUAGAGAAUGUGAAGGACAUAAAGAGUGCCAUCUCUGCUGUUUGCAUGUCUUUACCUUCAAACUUUAGGGACUUUAUUAAGUGGGUAGCUGAAGUUCGAAGGCAUGAAGACGAUGGUCAAAGUCUAAGCCAGGAGGAAAUGAGAAGGCAUUUGCUGAAGGAAGAGCUACUCAAACAAGUUCACGAUACUGGUCUAUAUAAGCAAGUGACUAAAUUUCUAUCCUCGGUAUAUAUGUGUUCCAGAAAAAGUGCCAUGUUGGGUCAUGAGCACAGUUUAUCUGAUGUUGCAGCGGCUGUUUGUUGUGAGGGAGCAGAGCUUUUAACUGGUCAGCCUGGAUCUUCUGGUGGAUUUUGUUGUGAGAAAACAUGUGUGAAACAGAUAAGGGGUGAUGGUGGCAAGCCUGUGACUCUUGUCUCGGGAACAGUAAAGGAUGGUGCAAGUAAGCAAGGAUUGCAAAUUUUGGUCCCUGUAACUCAACAACAAUCCAAUUGCUGCUCUGACCCAAAUUGUUCUGGAAUGCACCCUGCUGGAAAUGAUGUUCUAACUGUACUUUUGCUUGCACUACCUAUGCAAACGUGGUCUGGUAUCAAGGAUGAAAUGCUUGUCCAAGAAUUGACAAGCUUGGUUUCUACUGAACAUCUUCCCACUUUACUCAAGGAGGAGGUAUUGCACUUGCGACGUCAGCUAAUUCUUCUCAAGCAAUGUCAAGAUAAUGAGGUGGAUGGCCAACUUAGUGUAUCUACGGUGUAAUGUAUAUUCUUCUCUAACAUCUCACAUUUACUUAGGAAAACAAACCACGUCUACAAAUUGAUUGAAAUUGGGAAUAGCUAUUUAUUCAUCUGACUCUUAAAGUUAGGUGGUCUCUAUGGGUUGAAAUCCCUUUCUUAAUGAUAUUUAUAAGAGAUUAAGCACAGGUAGCUCAAAGUCAUAGUGCUGAUUGAAAUUUUGUAAAGUACUUAGUGUUAAUUUAUGAGAAAGAGAUGACAUUAGAAAGGCCAUGCACAGCAUUUUUUUCUUUUUGGUGAAAUGGUUUCAUCACCUGCAGUAACUUGCUUGAUCAUAGAAUUCGCUAUACCUGUUACUCGGUGUGGCGGUGUAUAACAUCAAAGAGAGCAACAAAACUUUCCUUUUUGAUGCUUUGAAACAAGGAGAUUAAAAUUGAUCUGCUGCCUUUGUCUCCUUGUUAUUCUUUCUUUUACAGCGCUAAUGCUGUAAAGCUUUGCAGUAGGAUGCAAAAACCACUUAUCAGUAACCAGGUACUGAAUGAAACAAGACACACAUAAUUGGAGACCGGAGAGUGCAAGUAAGCUCCUCUUUUGUCCAACACUUAGUUGAAUUCGUAU